Molecule: messenger RNA, 564 nt
Organism: Aspergillus glaucus CBS 516.65
Lineage: Eukaryota; Fungi; Ascomycota; Eurotiomycetes; Eurotiales; Aspergillaceae
Exons: 5
Coding region: 1-564 (187 amino acids)
Source: RefSeq, a predicted model, not a curated record
AUGAUGCAUAUAGGAAAGAGGGGCCUGACGAUGGUUGUCGGAGGUAUUAAUGGAAGGCAUGCGCACGUCGCCGCCAUGUUCCUGAGGUUAUAUAGUAUAAUACACGGCCCAAUACCGGCCAGAGAAAAGCAUCUGGCCAAGUGGUACUUCAAAAGGGCACAAGGUGGAGGCACAAGGCUUGUGUUCCGUUCGUCGUCGAAGCUGUUAUUAGGGUACCUACCGGCGUCGAAUGCGAAUCUCCUCAUGGUGAUCCCCAUCAAAGUUGUCGAGUCCCCCAUUUGGGCUUUGGUUGCAGAUCCAACGCCUGCUAUAUACGUGACACCUUGGCCGAGCACGAUGGACAGUGAGGCGGUUCACGAAGUCGCCGGUUUUUACAAAGAGAGCAUGAGAGACGCCUGUUUCUUAAACGAACCAGGCGUGGCUGCUGGCAAUCAAGUCAUGCCACAGAUGCCGCGUUGUGAUGAUCCAGUUCUUGUCGAAGCGCCUUUAACGAUACCAACCAAGCACUUAAUGGUUUCGAAUACUGGUCGACAUGAACGACCAUAUGGCUUGCUUCCCUCUUGA